Cucumis melo (muskmelon) is the source of this 1833-nucleotide messenger RNA. RefSeq names its product ferredoxin--NADP reductase, root isozyme, chloroplastic. NCBI's taxonomy places the organism in Eukaryota, Viridiplantae, Streptophyta, Magnoliopsida, Cucurbitales, Cucurbitaceae. The transcript is spliced from 5 exons. The record is from RefSeq and is a predicted model, not a curated record. Gene Ontology annotation, molecular function: oxidoreductase activity. Bases 415 to 1554 code for a protein of 379 amino acids.
CCUAUCAAAAGCUACCAUAGAUACGAUCCUCCAUAGCUGACUUAAUACAAGAGUUACAUCUGGUACUCCUCACAAUUGAUCGCCCAUAGAAAUUUCUCCUCGAGCAGUCCUUCGAGAAGUGUAUUGACCAAUAACUUGACACCAACUCCCAUCGAUAGACUGAUUUUGUAAUUUAAUAUACGAUUAAUGAAUGGGAGUGGGCUGAAUCAUGUGAAAUUGUUAGAGCCGCCAAAAGCCAAACACGUCCCUUGCAAGUCUCCAAAGGGUCACAACAAGACGCGAGCUUGAUCUAAUUCCUUCCCUUGCUGACUUACUUCACUUCUGGGUAUGAUCCACCAUUUCCUAUAAGAAGCAUUCAUCUUCGACAACUUUAAAAUCGCUUCCUUCCUCAUACACGGCCUCUGCAAUUCGGAAAUGGCCCACUCUACCUUUUCUCAGGUUGCUGUUGCUGUUCCAGUUGGAAGCGAUUUGUCUGUUAAGAGAUCAGUGUUCAAGACAAGUAGCCUAAACUUCCAUGAUAAGCCAUGGUCACCUGUCAUAGCCCUGAACUUGAGCCUGAGGGGCACUCGGGCAAGAGGUUGGCAAAGGCAAACAGUAUGCAUGUCAGUGCAGCAAGCAAGUGCACCAAAGGUAUCUGUUGCUCCUUUAGACCUCGAGGAUGCUAAAGAGCCUCCAUUGAAUUUGUACAAACCAAAAGAACCUUAUACCGCAACUAUUGUUUCGGUUGAAAGACUUGUUGGUCCCAAAGCACCGGGAGAGACUUGCCAUAUUGUUAUCGAUCAUGGUGGCAAUGUCCCCUAUUGGGAAGGUCAGAGCUAUGGUGUUAUUCCUCCAGGUGAAAACCCAAAGAAACCGGGGAGUCCACACAAUGUUCGGCUCUACUCAAUUGCAUCAACUAGGUAUGGAGAUUCUUUUGAUGGCAAGACUGCUAGUUUAUGUGUUCGCCGGGCCGUUUAUUAUGACCCUGAAACUGGAAAGGAGGAUCCUUCAAAGAACGGAAUAUGCAGCAAUUAUUUAUGCAACUCAAAGCCUGGAGAUAAAGUUCUGAUCACAGGUCCAUCGGGCAAGAUAAUGCUUCUUCCCGAAGACAACCCAAAUGCCACCCACAUAAUGAUUGCUACCGGCACUGGCGUCGCUCCAUUUAGAGGUUAUCUCCGUCGAAUGUUCAUGGAGUCUGUACCGACAUUCAAAUUUGGUGGCCUUGCUUGGCUUUUUCUAGGAGUGGCAAACACUGAUAGUCUUUUAUAUGACGAUGAAUUCAGCAAGUAUCUCAAGGACUAUCCAGAUAACUUCCGCUACGAUCGAGCUCUUAGCAGGGAGCAAAAGAACAAGAGUGGAGGAAAAAUGUAUGUCCAGGACAAGAUCGAAGAGUACAGUGAUGAGAUCUUUAAACUCUUGGAUGGCGGAGCUCACAUAUACUUCUGCGGAUUGAAAGGGAUGAUGCCUGGAAUUCAGGACACACUGAAAAAGGUUGCAGAGCAAAGGGGUGAGAAAUGGGAAGAGAAACUUUCACAGCUUAAAAAGAACAAACAGUGGCAUGUUGAAGUUUACUGAAGUGUUGUUGCAUAGAAACGUCUACGUUGAUGUCUGCUUAAAAGAUGUAGCAGCACAUGAUCUCUUGUUCUGUGUUACUCUUUGCAUUGCUCAUCUUUCAACUUCAUAGGUUAAGAUGACGAAUAAGGUGGCCACAGUUAUUGAUACUCAGAUUUGUCUUUAAUUGAACUACAGGAACUUGCUGAGAUUUUUUUUUCUCUUGCGUAAGGAACCUAUUCAGCACCUUAAUCUGUGAGUAUUGUUGCUUGGAAAUGGAAUAAACUUCAUUUUAGAAUCCAA